This is a messenger RNA of Epinephelus moara (kelp grouper), 3392 nucleotides long. RefSeq names its product primase and polymerase (DNA-directed) (gene primpol). The record is from RefSeq and is a predicted model, not a curated record. Bases 1096 to 2691 code for a protein of 531 amino acids. The transcript has 15 exons. Gene Ontology annotation, cellular component: nucleus; mitochondrial matrix. Gene Ontology annotation, molecular function: DNA-directed DNA polymerase activity; chromatin binding. Gene Ontology annotation, biological process: error-prone translesion synthesis; response to UV; mitochondrial DNA replication. Lineage: Eukaryota; Metazoa; Chordata; Actinopteri; Perciformes; Serranidae.
UGGUGUGGGUUAAAAUGAAAAAGAAAGUGACAAACACAUAAGCCGUGAGCCUGCUCCGCCUCAAGCCGGUCGCGGCGCACCAUACGCCCGCCGCGAGCCGUUCAGCACCGCGGACAACCAGACUAAUGGGAUGUCGAACCAAUAACAUGGACCCCUUCCGAUUCGGUAUUUACUGCUAAUGACGUCGCGGGGCUCCUCGGCUUGUCGCACCUCUUAGUGUUGUAAAAAUAUGUUUGACAGUUUAGGAAAAGUCUCAACUCUGUCUGAGACACACCUUCACAUGCGUGACAUCUUUUCUGUCUGUACAGAUGCAAAAGAAGGGGACAUUUCACUGCGCUUUUCAUAUGGAGACCACAUCAGACCAGGUCCAGGUCAAAAACCACUAUAUUUCAAGAAGCCAAUAAACAUGGCUGCCUGUGGUUUCUAACUUACCAUGUCUAUAGUCUACUCCUAUGUUCUACGCAUUUGUCUUCUCUAUGAGAGAUAUGUCAUGUACGGUUUUAUAUUUAGAUGUAUUUAUUCUUGUGUUUAUUGUACUUUUACAUCAACAUACACAUCAGUGAAAGGCUUUUAUUUUGAAUAAAAAAUGUCGCCGGAAGUCGUCAUGUGUUUUUGAUACUGACAGCUACGCUUACCAUACAUUAAAAAAAGCUACGCUUACGAUACAUGCACUAUAAACGUCCACUUUCUAUUAUUAUUAUUGUACACAUAAUAAUAACUGACAGUAAAAACAAAUACUGUUGUCUGUUUUUUUUGUCUGUCACGAACGUGUCUUUCUGGUUACCGGAAAUGGCGCUGUUUCCGUUUCCAGGCGCGCCAAAAAGAAAACACGACGCCUAGUGAAGCUUGUGUGUUUAUAUUUCUGCCAUAACCAGAUACGUGAGUGAAGUGACUGUUGACAUAAAACAACGUUUUUCCUCAAGUUGACGAUGAAAGGACGAUCAAGAGUCCCGCUCUGCUGAAGUUUCCUUGAGCAAGUCACUGAGGUGGGGCACUGCACUGUAGCUGACCUCGCUUUGGAUGAUCAAAUGGUGAACAAGCUGCCCUGUGGGUGCAAUAAAGUGUCUCGUGUAAGUGGCUGAUAAGCACUUGAAGAUGAGUAAGUGGGGAGACAGAGUGAAGAAGGUGGAGCAGCUUGCUCAGUCGUUCCAUCUGAAUCCUCUGGCCACUCCCUACAAGCCUCGACUGUGGCCAUGCCAGCCUUCCUCCAUCUGGAAGCUCUUCCCUCGUCAGAGUAUGGCUAUCAGCUUCACUCAGAGCUGCAAAGAGGCUGUGCAUGUUUUUGCACUUGAAAAAGAAAAGGCAUCCCUGGGUCAAAGGAUCUUCCUGGUUACCAGUUACAGUGAGCUGUGGCACUACUACAGGACUUACACACAGUCCUUGAUGCACUGCUACGAGGUGAUACCAGAGGGCGCUGUUUGCAAGCUUUACUUUGACUUGGAGUUUCACAAGCCCUCUAAUAAAGGAGCCGAUGGCAAAGCUAUGGUGUCUUCGCUUAUCCAGUAUGUCUGUGACAAGCUGAUGGAAGUUUAUGGGAUUAAAUGCUCCGCAAAAAAUGUCCUCAACCUCGACUCCAGCACAGAAGAGAAGUUCAGCCGACAUCUCAUCUUCAGUCUCCCAAAUGCAGCUUUCAAAGACAACAUACACGUGGGCAGGUUUAUUCAUACAAUUCUUCAGCCAGUCCUGAGCACCCUAAAACGUUGCCAGAAUGUUGGGAUGAAUUCAGCGGCAGAAAGCGUCGAAACACGAACACAUGCUGAUUCAGCAAAGGCAGGUGAGACACUUGAGAGUCCACAGGCCAAGAGGCGCAAGCAGGAAGAGAAAGACCUCAGUUUCCUCCAGGUGAAAAACAAGGAUGGCCAAGACUGUCUAUUUGUUGAUCUUGGUGUUUACACUAAGAACAGAAAUUUCCGGCUUUACAAGUCAUCAAAAGUGGGAAAGAACGCUGCGUUCACAGUGGCAGAUGACAACAAGUUUAUUGACAAACCUCAGAAGGGAAUGUCUGCGGAGGAAAGCGUGUUCUUGGCUUCUUUAGUCUGUAACGUGAGUUUCACAGGUCAGAAAAUUCUGACGUCCAAUGCCCCAGAGACGAAGGAAUCCAAAACCUCGAAGCCUCACUGUCAGCAGGGAUCAGCCACAAAUCCAGAUACACUUUCUGGCUGCCUGUCGUCCCCUCAUCAGGAAGUGGACAACUUUGUACUGACUCUGGUUAAAAAGGACGGCGUACAUGGAAGCAUCAGACGGUGGAACUACUUUGAAGCCGAACAACUUCUCGUCUACGACAUUGCAAAAUACCGCUGGUGUGAAAAUGUGGAGAGGUUUCAUAAAAGCAACAACAUCAUGAUUGUUGUGGACCUCAAAGAGGAAGCGUGGUACCAGAAGUGUCAUGAUCCUGAAUGCAAGAACUUUAGGUCCUCAAGUUACCCACUGCCACAGGAGAUCUGCGUCAGCUACAUCAUGGCACUGGAUGAGGAAGACCAGGCUUACUUAAUGGAUGAUGCUGGUAACAUUGAACUCAGCCAGACAUCAAACCAGGCCCCACAGAGCACACGGGAGGAAUCAGCUGAGGUGUGGGGAGACAAACAGGAUGACCAGGACCUUUUAGAGAGCCUAGAUGACUUUGAACAAAACAACGAAGAUAUCUCUGAUCAGCUUCUUCUCAAAUGUAUGGCGGAUUUUGACUCCAAGUAGAAGGAACUGUUACUCCAAAUGUGAUGGAACCGGUUCCGGAACCGGAACUUUGGACCCGGUUCCAAAAAAGAACCGGAUCCGGAUCCCAACUGGGCACAGAGAAACGGAUAGCUGUGUGGGUAUAUGAGAUCCUAAAGCAGAAGGUGAUCAUGGGGAGUAUCACCAGCUGAUCCAGGAGCUUCACCUCGAUUAUGGCCGUUUCCAGGCAUAUUUUAGGAUGUCUCAGGGGCAGUUUGACAGCCUGCAAACCGCUACCACCAGUUUCUCCUCCAUUGUUUACCAACUGUAAACUUCUUGUCAUGACCUCGACCGCCACAGACGGCCCACCUCUCAAAUCAUCCAAUUGGACAAUGGAGAAAAGAGAUGAUGAAAAAAGAGAUGGCAUGGAGCGCCUUUCUGCUCUGAGUUGAAGUAUUUUUUCAACUCCAGGUGAUCAGAGCACUCCAGCAAAAACACCAGGCUCCUAGAACACAGAAACGCAAGGCUCGUCGCAACGUAAAAAACGCGAGCAAUUACAAAUAGCCGCCUCCAGCUGCUAAAUCACUUUCUGUGUGAUCAGGGCCUAAUAGUGCCUUAAACCAUCCGUUUUUAGAGAGAGACCGAAAGAGAAGGUGUUGGAGGACUGUUGUACGCUGUGUUUCUUUAAGUUAUUAAUAACUUAACAUGACUUGGAACAUCACUAAUAUUUGGGCUGCUGUAAU